UCUAGAGUUUUAUUUAUUGUUACUACCAUAGAGAAAAAUAUUAACAGAAAUAUUUUAUAGAUGCUUUGAUCAGAACUGAGCAUAUUCAACUGAUGACAUAAAACAUGUAGAUCUCAUUUAGCUCUCCAGAUGUUUUUGGACUGCAACUCCCAGGAUUCCUCACCUUGGUUAUACUGACAAGGCCUCCUGAAAGCUACUGUCCAACAAUAUAUGGAAGACCACCUAGUGUAAGAAGCAGAUUCUCAAUCAUUGCAUUUUCAUGAUCAGCAUCUGUAAUUGUUACAAUGUAUGUGUUUACAGUGUUCAAUUAGAUUGACAGCAAUGACUCUUCAUAACACAACACUGUUCAUUUUUCAUUACUUACUUAUUUUAACACAUCUAUGUAUUCUGGUUUGUCAUAUUAAUUCAAACAUUAUAUUCAGGAAGACUUAAAACUAAUAGUAAUGUGAGUCAAAAGAGUCCUGCUGUGGGAAACAUUCCCCAAUGAAAAGCCAUUCUUUGUGGCAAUAACUCUACAGACAACUUUGCUGUGGUCCUAGUAAGCAAGUUUCUUCCUGGUCUACUGAUGUUUUUUUUUUUUUAAAUCCACUGCAGAAGAAACAGUGAGAAUGGCCACAUAUGGCAUGAAUGGUACUAGCAUAUGUCAGGUCUUUGGUUUGCAGACCUUUUGGUUUCCCACCAUGCUUAUUCUAGUGUAGAAAUAUGGUCCAAUCACCAUACUGUACUCAAGCUGGGCUCCCUCCAGUGAACCAGGCUGCCUGCCCAGAUAAAUGUUCUAUUUCACUACGCUUGUAUGAUUAUUAAAGUAUUAUACAGUGUAUAUGACCUUUUAAAAAAAAAGCAAAGGCAGUGUUCCAAUUCUGUCGGCACAUAUUACAUCCCAGUAUUGACACGCCCCCAGCCUCUGAUUGGGAUGUCAAUAUGAGUCUCCGCCUCUUUUCUUAUCUGAUGCUGCUGAGGGGCGUUCCCUUCCCCCUGUGUAGCCACGCCCCCAGCCUCUGAUUGGGAUGUCAAUAUGAGUCUCCGCCUCUUUUCUUAUCUGAUGCUGCUGAGGGGCGUUCCCUUCCCCCUGUGUAGCCACGCCCCUCACCCUCUGAUUGGGAUGUCAAUAUGAGUCUCCGCCUCUUUUCUUAUCUGAUGCUGCUGAGGGGCGUUCCCUUCCCCCUGUGUAGCCACGCCCCCAGCCUCUGAUUGGGAUGUCAAUAUGAGUCUCCGCCUCUUUUCUUAUCUGAUGCUGCUGAGGGGCGUUCCCUUCCCCCUGUGUAGCCACGCCCCCAGCCUCUGAUUGGGAUGUCAAUAUGAGUCUCCGCCUCUUUUCUUAUCUGAUGCUGCUGAGGGGCGUUCCCUUCCCCCUGUGUAGCCACGCCCCCAGCCUCUGAUUGGGAUGUCAAUAUGAGUCUCCGCCUCUUUUCUUAUCUGAUGCUGCUGAGGGGCGUUCCCUUCCCCCUGUGUAGCCACGCCCCUCACCCUCUGAUUGGGAUGUCAAUAUGAGUCUCCGCCUCUUUUCUUAUCUGAUGCUGCUGAGGGGCGUUCCCUUCCCCCUGUGUAGCCACGCCCCCAGCCUCUGAUUGGGAUGUCAAUAUGAGUCUCCGCCUCUUUUCUUAUCUGAUGCUGCUGAGGGGCGUUCCCUUCCCCCUGUGUAGCCACGCCCCUCACCCUCUGAUUGGGAUGUCAAUAUGAGUCUCCGCCUCUUUUCUUAUCUGAUGCUGCUGAGGGGCGUUCCCUUCCCCCUGUGUAGCCACGCCCCCAGCCUCUGAUUGGGAUGUCAAUAUGAGUCUCCGCCUCUUUUCUUAUCUGAUGCUGCUGAGGGGCGUUCCCUUCCCCCUGUGUAGCCACGCCCCCAGCCUCUGAUUGGGAUGUCAAUAUGAGUCUCCGCCUCUUUUCUUAUCUGAUGCUGCUGAGGGGCGUUCCCUUCCCCCUGUGUAGCCACGCCCCCAGCCUCUGAUUGGGAUGUCAAUAUGAGUCUCCGCCUCUUUUCUUAUCUGAUGCUGCUGAGGGGCGUUCCCUUCCCCCUGUGUAGCCACGCCCCUCACCCUCUGAUUGGGAUGUCAAUAUGAGUCUCCGCCUCUUUUCUUAUCUGAUGCUGCUGAGGGGCGUUCCCUUCCCCCUGUGUAGCCACGCCCCCAGCCUCUGAUUGGGAUGUCAAUAUGAGUCUCCGCCUCUUUUCUUAUCUGAUGCUGCUGAGGGGCGUUCCCUUCCCCCUGUGUAGCCACGCCCCCAGCCUCUGAUUGGGAUGUCAAUAUGAGUCUCCGCCUCUUUUCUUAUCUGAUGCUGCUGAGGGGCGUUCCCUUCCCCCUGUGUAGCCACGCCCCUCACCCUCUGAUUGGGACUUGCCUGAGAUGCUCUGCCCCCUUUCCACUUGGAGUGGCCCCGCCCCUCGACUCUUAUUGGGACGUUGCUGUGAGGCUCCGCCCCUUCUCUGUCUGAUGCCGCUGACAAGUGCUCCCUUCCCCCUCUAUGGCCCGCCCCUCGUCUCUGAUUGGGAGGGAGCUAUGAGUCCCCGCCUCCUUUCUCCUCUGAUGCUGCUGAGGGGCGUUCCCUUCACCCUCUGUGACCACGCCCCUCGUGUCUGAUUGGGCCAUUUGAAUCUUGGCGGGGCGGGGCCAAGGAGCAACGGCUGCCGCCAUGUCUGCUUGGUCUCGGAGCCUCCGCUUCGGAGGGAGACAGACAGAAAGGGAAAGGCCCAAGCCAAGCCGCUCUGCUGAGGAGAAUGCCGCCGCAGCGGAGCGGAGGCGGCAGCUGGACGAGUUCCUGGCCCAGAAAGGGAGGCCCAGGCCGGCGGGUGGCAGGCCCUACUUGAAGGACAGGACCAAUGGGCAGGCCUUGGCUCCCUCCAGACCGGACUCGGUGGCCAGGACGAAGCACAGGGAAGCCGCCCCAAGCAAACCCAAGGCGGCCCCCGUCAAGAAAGCGGUGCCCGGAGCGCCCCACCGCCCUGCGACAAAGGAGCCCCCAGCGGCUGGGUCCCGCUUUCCCCGGGAGCCCCCCUCCCAAACCCACCCUGAGAAGCCACUCAGGAAUGACCACAACAAAGGAAAACAGAAGGCAGAGGAUGGGAAAGAGAAUGCCGUUGUUGGAGUGACCGCAGUCCGACCGACUCAAAAGAGGGCUGUUUCCAGACCGGCGUUUGGAAGCCAUGCAUCCAAGCAAUCUGUACAUUUGGGGAGUAAGGGGACAUUCUCCCUGAACUCAGCAAAUCCUAAAAAGAAGCACCAAACUCCCCCGCCAGGCAAGAAGCCCUCCGCCCAUCCAAGGAGCCAUUCGGCUGCACCCAAAAGCGGAGCCGAGAGGAAGCAAGGCAACUUCAGGCAACAGCCGAGGACCCCCAAUGCAAAGCCUAGACCCCGGACCUCUGCCGUCCACACAGCUCCUGCCUCUGGGGGGCUCCGAAAUGGCAGGAGAGAGCCCCCCAAACCCAAGCACCCGGAUGUGGGCCCAGGCCAAGAGCUCAAGACCCCUUCUGCUCCCGACCGGAGGAAGCUGCUGGAGGACUGGGUGGCGUCCCGAGGAAGGACCUACAAGAGGCCCCCCAUGCGCCCCGCUGCCCCGAAGCCUCCGAAGGCAAAGUCCAGCCUGAACCUCGCCUUCUGGGGCUCCUUGGAGGAGGAGGAGGAGAAAGAGGAAGCGGAGAAGGAGGAGCAGCACCUGGCCAACGAGAUCACACACACCUUGGCAGAGUGCCGGAAGCUGGCCGAAGAGGGCCUUCCUGAAGAGCAGAUCCUCGCAGCGCUGACCCGCAUCCCGCAAGUGGAGAGGUUUGCCCAGUUCUGGGUCUGCAAAGCCACGCUAGAGGCGCAGAGGGGCUCCUUGGACGUGGCAGGGCUCUACGAAGCCGCCCUCUCCGCUGGGGCCACGCCGCUGCAGGAGCUGCGAGAUGCUGUCACGGGUAUUUUGAAGAAUGUCAAGGCACCGUCCAGGGGUGAGCGUGCCAUGGGAUCCCUUUGCACGAGAGACCCGGAGCCUGUGAGCCCUUCUGGAGUGUGUUUCCCUUCGACCCCUGCAGCCAGCCCUGUUCCAGAGGAAGAUGUGGACCCUCCCCAGACUCCUCAGCAAAGCCCACCGUGGGCUAAGCCCUGCUCGGCCAUCAAGCUCCAGAUCCUUUCCCUGCCCAGGUCCAGCAAGCGAAGCCCUUGGCCAGAGGUGAGACUCCUGACCCCCGUGCGACGGUCCCUGCGCAUUGAAGGCGCCACCGCUUCCUACCCACAGAUGCUGAGGGACCACGACCCUGUCGUCUCCUCCCUGGAGGAAAUCGUGGCCGCAGACCACGGGAGCCAAUUCCUCUUCCGCAGCAACACAGCUCUGCCCAGAGCGGUGAGAGUGGCCGACUUUGUGACUGGACGGGCCACCUGUGGGCACAAUGCCACCCCGGCCACGACGAAAGCAUCAUUGCCACGUUGAGGAGUGUUCACACCACCUCCUUUCCUCCCAGCCUCCUUCUUUCUCUUUCUUUGUAAACAAGACUGGACCCACAGCAUUGUUCUCUGAAGCCCUUUUGGAAACAUGUCCGUCUUUAUUCUUCAAUCCAUCAAUCGGUGUGUUGUCAAAAACUUUCAUGGCCAGAAUCCCUGGGUUGCUGUGAGUUUUCCGUGCUGUCUGGCCAUGUUCCAGAAGCAUUGUCUCCCGACGUAUCGCCCACAUCAGCAACCCAAUCAAUCAGCCUUUAUUACAAGGAGGAAAAGUGCACAGCAGAUUCCUAAACUGAUGAGGCCCACUUAAGAACAGGAUGAGUUCAAUGCUAAAUGCAUACAAACAAGGAAAAAACACUGCAAAUCUAUACAAGGCAAGUUUCAGCCUGGGUUUAAUACAGGAAGUUGUCUUAUCCCGGCUACUUCAGAGAGAAACUUUGCAACAACCAGGGCCACAUGGUGGAAACUAUCACUAGUACAAACCUCACAUGAAAUUGGGCUGAUCAAAUCAGGGGGUAUUAUGAAAUUGUGGUGUUACGUUGGCCGUUUACUGCUACAUUUUGUUUCUGCACUUUGUGUAUUUUGCAUGUUGUAUCUUGAGUGCUCUGUGAGCCGCCCUGAAUCCCUCUGGGAGAUGGUGGCAAGGUACAAAUAAAAUAUUAUUAUUAUUA
Anolis carolinensis (green anole) is the source of this 5077-nucleotide messenger RNA. RefSeq names its product cytoskeleton-associated protein 2-like. Gene Ontology annotation, molecular function: aminoacyl-tRNA ligase activity; ATP binding. The record is from RefSeq and is a predicted model, not a curated record. Lineage: Eukaryota; Metazoa; Chordata; Lepidosauria; Squamata; Anolidae. Gene Ontology annotation, cellular component: cytosol; centrosome; mitotic spindle. Gene Ontology annotation, biological process: tRNA aminoacylation for protein translation. Bases 2626 to 4398 code for a protein of 590 amino acids. The transcript is spliced from 8 exons.